AUCGGAACGCUCGGAUCACUGACCCAUCCCCCCUAGUUGGCCCCCCCACCCUCGGGCUUUAAAAGUUUUUGCACGCUGCCCAUCGUCCCGGCUGAGCUCUCGACUGUCAAACCCCACCGACGAGCUGCUUCAAGACAUGGAGCGAACAUUCAUCGCAGUGAAGCCGGACGGCGUCCAGCGAGGCCUGUGUGGCGAGAUCAUCAAGCGAUUCGAGCAGAGAGGCUUCCGUUUAGUCGCAUGCAAGAUGAUACAGGCGUCCGAAGAGCACAUGAAGACGCACUACGCCGACCUGAAGGAGACGCCCUUCUAUGGUGGACUGUGCAAGUACAUGGCGUCCGGACCCAUCCUUGCCACGGUGUGGGAAGGGCGGAGCAUCGUCAAAUUGGCACGAAUGAUGCUGGGAGAAACCAACCCGGCCGAGUCCAAACCCGGAAGCAUUCGAGGAGACCUGUGCAUCGACAUUGGCAGGAACGUGAUCCACGGAAGCGACACAGUCGAAAACGCAAAGCGUGAGAUCGAUUUGUGGUUCAAGGCUGACGAGAUGCUGGACUACGCCCCCUGUGCGCAGGCCUGGCUUUACGAGUGAAACGCCGUUGCUCUCAAUGGUGAUGGAAAGCAGUCAUCAAUAAAGCCUCGUGUGAUGGGCCACUCUCUGACUUUCAA
Molecule: messenger RNA, 663 nt
Organism: Hippocampus zosterae (dwarf seahorse)
Lineage: Eukaryota; Metazoa; Chordata; Actinopteri; Syngnathiformes; Syngnathidae
Product: nucleoside diphosphate kinase B-like
Exons: 5
Coding region: 137-586 (149 amino acids)
Biological process (GO): GTP biosynthetic process; UTP biosynthetic process; regulation of apoptotic process
Molecular function (GO): nucleoside diphosphate kinase activity
Source: RefSeq, a predicted model, not a curated record